Molecule: messenger RNA, 3474 nt
Organism: Theobroma cacao (cacao)
Lineage: Eukaryota; Viridiplantae; Streptophyta; Magnoliopsida; Malvales; Malvaceae
Gene: HUB1
Product: histone mono-ubiquitination 1
Cellular component (GO): nucleus; HULC complex
Molecular function (GO): metal ion binding; ubiquitin protein ligase activity
Source: RefSeq, a predicted model, not a curated record
CAAGUGCUUGUUCAUUUUUUGGUUAUAUAUUUUUCUCUUUCCUACUCGAGCUAUCCUCCGCUACGUUUUCAGAAAGAGAAAAAGUAAAGGGCGAAAGAAGCAGCACCAGGUCUUAUUAGAAAGUGAUUUUUUUCCUCUUGUUUCCGAUUAGAGUUUCGAGAAAGUCGGGGUUUUCAGUGUAGGAAAAGAAAAGAAAAACCUGAUCGUUUAGGGCUUUCAAAUUUGAGGAAUUAGGGUUUUCGAGAGGAUUUCAUUGCCUAGGGUUUUGUUACAGGACCUUUAUUAGUUUUAGAUACAGUCAGGUUAAGAUUUUGGUUUCUUUGAAGUGGAUUUUACUUGGCCUUGAUGUGAAUAAAGGUUGGGUUGGGUUGGUUUUUAGGGUUUGUGAGUGUGGGGGUGGGUUCAAUGGGGAGCACUGGUGAGGCUGACCGAAAACGGCGUCACUUUAGCUCCAUAUCGCCCACUGCUGUUGCCGCCAAAAAGCAACCGUUCUUGCCGAUUUCUGAGGAGAAAAGGCUUGAUGCUACAGUUCUGCAAUAUCAGAAUCAAAAGCUUAUACAGAAGUUAGAGGCACAGAAGUUUGAGCGUUCUGCUCUUGAGAACAAGCUCUCUCAACUGAAGGAGAAGCAAAAGCCAUAUGAUUCUACAUUGAAAGUGGUGAAUAAAUCUUGGGAAGCACUGCUUACUGACUUGGAAUCAUGUUCUGCCCACACAAGAGAGUCUAGCAGACAAGAUGUUGGAUGUGCACCCAGUAUGGAGGAUGGGGCUUCAUCUCCUACUGAGGAUGCUUUCCUUAGCCGACUUAUGGAGACAGGUGCGACUGAAAGUUCCUCUUCCAAUAAUUGCCCUGAGCAGAUGGAAGAAGAUAGAGAACAGAUUGCCUCUGAAAAGACUAGGAACAUUUUACACAAUAUAGUAAUUGCGAUUAAUAACCUAUGGCAUCUGAAGGAUGGAUUAUAUGCUGCAGUUCUGAAAGAGCAUCCGAAAGAUGGUUCAUGCAAGCAGAAGGCAUCUAGUGAACUAGAAUCAGAGGUUAAGAAUUUGAGAUUAGCAAUAGGUGAUAUUCAUUUGAAACACAGAUCUUUGGCGAGAGAAUUGCAGAGCCAUAGAGAUAUUGAUGCAAAGAAUAAGGUUGAGCUUAAACGUAUAAAAGGUGAAUUGGAGAGUGCACUUGCAGAACUGCAGGAAAGUAAUUGUAAACUGGCAACUCUUAGAGUGGAAAAAGAUGCAACUAAAGGGGUAUUUUUUCCUGUGUUAAAUCUUGGCAGUAAGCAUGUUACUGGUGAUAAAGCCAAAGAUAAGCAGAGAGCUCUGCAAGAAAUGGAGUCCACCCUCAAAGAGAUGUUGGAACAAGCUUCUUCUCGACUAACAGAACUAAAAGGUCUUCAUGAAGAAAGAAUAAAAUUAUUACAGCAUUCAUUAAAUUUGCAGAACACAUUGAAGAGUGUAAAGUGUAUUUCUUCUUCCCAACUGUACCUUUUGGUGAGAGAUCAACUAGAAAAGUCAAAGUCGGAAGUUUUCCAAUAUCAAGACUUAUUAGAGAAACUACAGGUUGAGAAAGAUAACCUGGCUUGGAGAGAAAAGGAGUUGAGUAUAAAAAAUGAUAUAGCUGAUGUUUUUCGGAGAUCAUUUGCAGUUGCUGAUUCUAGAGCUUCUCAUCUGGGGGCAGAGAUACAGCGACAAAUUGAAGAAAGAAAGAGAAUUGAAGCUAAGCUGGAAGAGGCAUCUAGAGAACCGGGAAGAAAGGAAAUAAUUGCAGAGUUUAAAAGCUUGCUGUCUUCAUUUCCUGAGGAAAUGAGUUCAAUGCAGAGUCAAUUAGGUAAGUACAAAGAGGCUGCUGUGGAUAUUCAUUCUCUCCGGGCUGAUGUGCAAUCUCUCUCCAGUGUUCUUGAUAGGAAGGUGAGAGAGUGUGAGAAUUUAUCUGUCAAAUCUGCUGACCAAGUUGCUGAGAUCCAUAAGUUGCAAGCCAUGGUCCAGGAUUUGAAAGACAGUGAUGUGGAGUUGAAGCUGAUAUUGGAGAUGUAUAGACGUGAAUUUACUGAUUCAAGAGAUGUUUUGGAAGCGAGAGAUUCAGAAUACAAGGCAUGGGCUCAUGUUCAAAGUUUGAAAUCCUCUCUUGAUGAGCAAAAUUUGGAAUUACGUGUUAAGACGGCUAAUGAAGCUGAAGCAAGAUCCCAACAAAGGUUGGCUGCUGCAGAAGCUGAAAUUGCUGACUUGCGACAGAAACUGGAAGCUUCUAAGAGGGAUACGGCUAGGCUUUCUGAUGCUUUGAAAUCAAAAAAUGAAGAAAAUGAGGCUUACUUAUCCGAAAUAGAGUCAAUUGGACAGGCAUACGAUGACAUGCAAACACAAAAUCAGCAGCUAUUGCAGCAAAUUACAGAGAGAGAUGACUAUAACAUCAAGCUUGUUUUGGAAGGUGUGAAGGCUAAACAACUGCAAGAUGCUCUACUCUUGGAGAAACAUACCAUGGAGAAGGAGAUUCAGCAAGCCAGUGCAUCCCUUGAUUUCUAUGAAAUGAAAGCAGCAAGAAUUGAGGAUCAGCUGAGGUUCUUCUCUGACCAGGCUCAGAAACUUGCAGAAGAAAGAUUUCAAAACUCAGUUUCAUUGGAAAAUACACAAAAGCGAUUGUCAGAAGUGAGAAUAUCUUCUCAUCAGGCAAGGGAGUCACUGGAGGACUCACAAUCUAGGAUUGAGAAAAGUCGAGUGGCUUUGACGGAGUUGCAGAUAGAAAUAGAGAGGGAAAGGUUCAACAAGAAAAGACUUGAGGAGGAAUUGGGAGUGGUGAAAAGGAAAGUGUUACGUCUUCGAGCUGAGACAGAAGGAUCAUCAAUUGUAGAAAGGCUUCAACAAGAACUUAGAGAGUACAAGGAAAUACUGAAGUGCAGUAUCUGUCUUGACAGACCGAAGGAGGUAGUCAUUACGAGAUGCUACCACCUUUUCUGCAACCCUUGUGUACAAAAAAUUACUGAGAGUCGUCACCGCAAGUGUCCAGUGUGUGCAGCAAGCUUUGGUGCUAAUGAUGUUAAACCUGUUUAUAUCUGAUGUUGGAGCUCCCAUCAGAACUGCUCGUCCAUGAGAUUCAGCCAGCAUCUCGCGUGCAUGCAACAACUCCGGACAUACGAGCACACUCACAGGUUCCCAUGUAUUGUUAUAGUAGUGAGUUGUUAGAAAAGAAUCUAGACAGGAAUUAGAGGGUUCCUGUCCAUUGGGUCAGUGCAAAUCCUCCCAGAUUUGCUUGUUUGGUUCCAAGUUGUUGAUUUGACUUAAUUUUAUUGUAUCUAUGAUGUUUGCCUCUUCAUUUAACUGCUUGGAACCACUGGAAUCUUUCGAUUUGUUAUUUGCAGAUUAGUCAGAAUUGAUCAAAUUCUAUAUCCAGAGCCAUGGACAUUGCUUGAUCGUAUAAUGAUAUAAAAUUUAUGAUGCUAUGCCUCAAAAAAGAGAAAAAAACAAGAUCACUGGAGCACUGCUUUGAAA